Megalops cyprinoides (Indo-Pacific tarpon) is the source of this 3219-nucleotide messenger RNA. It is a transcript of the gene zbtb33, whose product is annotated as zinc finger and BTB domain containing 33. NCBI's taxonomy places the organism in Eukaryota, Metazoa, Chordata, Actinopteri, Elopiformes, Megalopidae. The transcript is spliced from 2 exons. Gene Ontology annotation, cellular component: nucleus. Gene Ontology annotation, molecular function: protein binding; DNA-binding transcription factor activity, RNA polymerase II-specific; RNA polymerase II cis-regulatory region sequence-specific DNA binding. The record is from RefSeq and is a predicted model, not a curated record. Gene Ontology annotation, biological process: regulation of transcription by RNA polymerase II. The coding region runs from base 551 to 2551 and encodes 666 amino acids.
UGUAUCGAUAUUUUCAAAAGCCUAUUAACUAUAUUAAUUACAGAGCUGGCUCUUGAUUAAUUAUGGAGCUAGUGUUGCAUUAGACUUCAUAUUUUGAGCAGGUUAGCAAAUAAAUUGAUUAAAUAAUAACCAGUUUUGAAGAAAAUAUCUCUUCGAUUCCUAGCUGUGUUGUCGUCUAACCUGUUGGCUAGCUAGUGUGUCUAGAAUCUUUUUGACACCCUCAGUUUUGAAAGGCAGACUAACAAGUUUAGCUACAGAGACAUACCAUCUACUGUAGUGACUAGCAAUUCGUUAAAAACGACCAGAUCAGCAACCAAACAUCGACAGGCAAAAGCUGCAAAGUCCACGCAAGGAAAAAUAAGCGAUGGUUCCAAGGGGCGACUCCGCUCAAAACACGCGAUUCAAACGAAAUUACCGGGUUGCGACUCCUGUUGGUCAUGCGAUUAACUAGCAGGUCGUUCCAGCAGGGGAAAAAAAGGAGGGCUGCGUUUUGUUGUCUGGCGAAAUAUUGGAAAUAUAAGGCAGGGGCAUAAGGCUUGACUUUGCAGGGAUGUCGAGGUUAAAGCUGAUUUCUGCAACUGACACACAGUAUUCAGGGUCAUUACUGAAGUCUGUCAACGAGCAGCGGAAUGUUGGAUUGUUCUGUGAUGUCACCAUAAUUGUAAAUGAUCGUAAGUUCAAGGCCCACAGGAACAUCCUGUCAGCGUCCAGUGCUUAUUUCCACGAGCUCUUCUCUGCGACCGGGCAGGUGAUCGAGUUGAAUUUUGUCAGAGCAGAGAUCUUUGAGGAAAUCCUGAACUACAUCUACUGCUCCAGGAUCAUUCGGGUUCGCUCUGACUUGCUGGAGGAGCUCAUUGCAGCCGGUCGGGCCUUGGGUGUGAAAUUCAUUGCUAAUUUGGGUGUUCCGCUCUCCCUGAUUAGAGGCUUACCUGGCUUUUCCAAAGACAAAGAGGAAGAUGUGAAAGCUGCACAAGGAAAUAAUGAUCUCACCUCUCAGGCUGGAUCAGCGUGCAUGCCCAUUGUAACUGAUGAGUUUUCGCUGACUGCGGAAGAGUUUGUGCAGACUGAUGGGUCUGGUAACCUUGACAACAGUGAUGUUCUCUUUGUCUCCAAGCAGGAGCCCCAAAAUUUGGGGGUGUCUAGCAGCAUGUCGCUCACGCCUGAGUCCUCCGAAGUCACGGAUAGGGGUGGAUCUUCUGUAGAAAUGGAUGAGGUGCCCAAGGAAAAGAAAGGGACGAGCUCUGAAUCCAGUGCUGCUGGGACAAAGGAGGAUGGGGAAACGGAGAAAAAAACUGACACGCCUCCAGCUGAAACUUUAGAGGGAGGCGUGUUAAAGUCUUCUCUCCACAGCAGCACCUCCACCUCUCUGCCCACCCCAAUAGAAUCGCCAGACACCACAAUCAAUGUUCCCCCAUCACCUGCAAGUUCCUCCUCCCUGUGCAGCACACCAGCUACCCCAGCACAAACAAACUGCUCCCCUACCAAAUCUCCCAGCAGCUCCCUGCCUAAAGAAAACCAAGAAGUGUUGGGGGUCCAGCAGAAGCACUUGAACGCGGUUUUGGAAAAAUCGAAAGCCCCCCCGGCAGACUUCAAAAUUAAGGUCGCGGAUGGUAGGUCAUCAAGCAGCACCAAAAAUGGGGCAAGACUGAACAGCCCUAAAGCUAUCACGGCGGUAAAAAAAACAAUAACGCUGGACAAGGCAUCAGAAAUUGAUUCCUUGUCUACCGGCUGCAAGGUCUACGCCAACAUCGGGGAGAACACAUAUGACAUUGUUCCUAUGAAGGAGGACCCAGGUGAAGGUGAUUCCAAAGCCAGCAGGGGGAGGAAGGCACCGAUGACCCCUCCUUUCAGUCCCGAAAUGUCCCCUCAUUCACCCAGGGGGGCCUCAAGCAAGAAGAAGGCGAAGGUUGAGCAGGACGACCACUACGAGCUGAUCAUGGACGGGAAGACCUUUUACGUGUGCAUCGUGUGCAAGCGUCCCUACGUGUGUCUGACAAGCCUGAGGCGACACUUCAACACCCACUCCUGGGAGAAGAAGUACCCCUGCCAUUACUGUGACAAGGUGUUUGCCCUGGCGGAGUACAGAACGAAACACGAGGUCUACCACACGGGGGAGCGGCGUUACCAGUGCUUGCUGUGCAACGAGUUUUUCAUCAACUACCAGCUUCUCUCCUCUCACUGCAAGCAGGUCCACAACCAGGACCCCUCGGGCAGGAAGGAGAAGGACGACACCAACAACAACCUGUACCGCCUGCUGCCCUGUAAAACGGUGCAGUUCAAGCCCUACUCGUAUGUCACUGACAACUCAGGGGGAAUCCCGGUCAUCAACGAGGAAGGGAUUGUCUACCAUGUGGACCCUGCAAAGGAGCCCAUGGCAGCCCCAGGGCCUCACCCUCCCAACCAGGGCAAAGCGGUGAACUGGGAUGAUAUCUUUGUAGAGCCGGGGGCACAUGUCCAGCAACCAGAGCCACUCCCCCAGCGCCCAGAGACUCACACAAACCCUACCGAGCGCUCCUCAGAUUUCGAUUUUGUUAUACCAGAGACCUAUUGAGUUGAAGGGCUAACUGUGCUGGAAAUUGUGCCUUCUAAGCAGGGUUUCCCCUUUGGUGUUCAAGGGUCCAGGACAGAUUUCCAUACCUAACUGUAUAGCUGUUGUUUUAAACUAGUUGUGUGUAGGAAGCUCCCAUGUACUCCAGCACAGACUUGGUGGUUCUUGGCAUAGCUUGGCUUUAUUUUUUGUUUUUAAAUCAGUCUUGUCAUUGAAUUAUAUGUAGUCUCAUAUGUUUGACAGUUGCUUGUCCUGUAAUAUCAAAAAUCAUUAUAUGUCUGGACGCACAGCAUACAAGAGAAAUGAAUUCUAUUUUUUGUCAGCACUUAUUAAGAAUCUUACAGACCAUACACAAAACAGUGUUGAAUUACCCAAGGUGGACAUUAAACUCUUUGAGCUCCGUACAGUCAGUAGGUUUGGUAAUGUAGACUAAAAAUUGGAUGAGGGAUAAGGUAUGGUGACUUGAGAAGGAACAAAACCAUGACUGGGGGGGAAAAAAAAAAAAACUUCCACCAAAGAAACAGGAAAAUCACUCAUCUGAUGUUGGUCAUGAAUCAGUUGCUCUACACUCACAUUCAUGUGUCUGUGAGUGUUAAAGACCUUGCAUCCCGAUGAUGCAAAAGACCCCUGAAUCAGUGUGUCAUUCCCCAGCAUAAAACCUCAAUCUAUAU